AUGGAAGUUUCACAUUUCGCUUUUUUCCCUCUCCAGUUUCGAUUCUGAAAAUCUCAAUCAAAUCUCUAGGGUUUUUCUUCUCUCCAUUAAACUGCCAUCGAUCAGGAAUCUCGAUCGAAUCGCAGAGCCGGCUUUAAAACAGGAAACAGUUUGAUUAUCGUUUUAUCGUUAAGCGAAGGAGCCAUGUCGCUGAGACCGAGUGCCCGGACGGAGGUUCGCCGGAACAGGUAUAAAGUUGCUGUCGAUGCGGAGGAAGGCCGCAGGAGGAGAGAGGACAACAUGGUCGAGAUCCGAAAAAGUAAGCGCGAAGAGAGCUUGCAAAAGAAACGACGGGAGGGUCUUCAGGCUCAGCAAUUCCCUCCUUCUGCUCUUCACUCCUCUGCCGUCGAGAAGAAGUUAGAGAGUCUGCCUUCAAUGAUUGCUGGGGUUUGGUCUGACAACAGUACUGUGCAGCUCGAAGCCACUACUCAGUUCCGAAAGCUGCUCUCUAUUGAGCGAAGUCCUCCAAUUGAGGAAGUGAUACAGUCUGGCGUUGUUCCUCGGUUUGUUGAAUUUCUUAUGAGGGAAGAUUUUCCUCAGCUUCAGUUUGAGGCUGCUUGGGCACUUACGAAUAUUGCUUCUGGGACCUCCGAGAACACCAAGGUGGUGAUUGAUCAUGGUGCUGUUCCAAUAUUCGUUAAGCUUCUUGGUUCUCCCAGUGAUGAUGUUAGAGAGCAGGCUGUGUGGGCUUUGGGAAAUGUUGCUGGUGAUUCGCCAAGAUGCCGUGAUCUUGUCCUCAACCAUGGGGCUUUGAUUCCUCUGUUGUCGCAGUUAAAUGAGCAUGCAAAGCUAUCAAUGCUGAGAAAUGCCACUUGGACAUUAUCAAACUUCUGCAGGGGCAAGCCUCAACCUCCUUUUGAUCAGGUGAGGCCAGCUCUUCCAGCACUUGAACGACUUGUUCAUUCAAACGACGAAGAAGUUUUGACUGAUGCCUGCUGGGCACUAUCCUAUCUGUCUGAUGGUACAAAUGACAAAAUUCAAGCUGUCAUUGAAGCAGGCGUUUGCCCCAGACUUGUGGAGCUCCUCCUUCAUCCGUCUCCUUCUGUCCUCAUUCCUGCUCUUCGUACGGUUGGAAAUAUUGUCACGGGAGAUGAUAUGCAGACUCAGUGUAUCAUUAAUCAUGGCGCACUUCCUUGCCUUCUGAGCCUGCUGACCCACAAUCAUAAAAAGAGCAUUAAAAAGGAAGCAUGCUGGACCAUCUCAAACAUCACUGCUGGAAACCGGGAACAAAUUCAGUCUGUAAUUGAUGCUGGUUUGAUUGGCCCCUUGAUCAUCCUGCUUCAAAGUGCUGAAUUUGAUAUAAAGAAAGAGGCUGCAUGGGCAAUCUCAAAUGCUACUUCAGGCGGUACUCGUGAGCAAAUUAAGUACUUGGUGGAGCAGGGCUGCAUAAAACCACUGUGUGAUCUCCUUGUAUGCCCAGACCCAAGGAUUAUCACUGUUUGUCUUGAAGGACUGGAGAACAUUCUGAAGAUUGGGGAGACUGAGAAGACUUUGGGUAACACUGGAGAUGUCAAUUAUUAUGCUCAGCUGAUAGAUGAUGCUGAGGGAUUAGAAAAAAUUGAGAAUCUCCAGAGUCAUGACAACAAUGAGAUCUAUGAGAAGGCAGUUAAGAUUCUCGAGACGUACUGGUUAGAGGAGGAGGAUGACACUUUACCUGCAGGGGAUGGUUCCCAGCCAGGCUUCCAGUUUGGUGGGAAUGAGCUUCCAGUUCCAUCCGGUGGAUUCAACUUUAGCUGAAGCUGCAGGGAUAUAGUUAUGGAUGGAUAGAGCUGAAGUUCAUGCAGCAGACGAGGUGGUAUAAUUGGGGGUAGAGUCGGGUAUGGGUCUUCGCACCUUUGAAUGUGUCUGGUUAUAGUCUGGUCCAGUGUCCCUCGUUGUCAAAGAGGUGCCUAGGCAGUUCAGUUUGUACUAUGGUGUCCAAAAUAAGGAACGGGGCUGGUGGGUGAAGUUUGUGACAGGACGGGGGUGGUCAAAGGUGUUGGUGAUUCCUCGAUGUGCGGAAUCACCACGCAAUGCAAACAGAAGUGUCCGGGGGAGUUAUAGCUGCACAAGCAGGAUAUCGGGUGUGGUGUGGUAAGGGUCGCUUAAAAUGCUAUGGUAUUGUUUUUGAGUCUCGGUUGAACUAGUAGUGUCAUUCUAUGAGAUAAUUUGAUUUGUAUUGCAACGGUGAAUAUAGUCUUUGAUAAAACCUCAUGAUAUGUGGGAAGAGAAAGAAAGGAUUUGUUUUUUUUUUUUUUACCUUCCUCUGGGUUUUUAAAUACGAUAAGGUUAUAAUUAUACCUUUGAAA
This is a messenger RNA of Carica papaya (papaya), 2327 nucleotides long. Its product is annotated as importin subunit alpha-2. Gene Ontology annotation, biological process: protein import into nucleus. Gene Ontology annotation, molecular function: protein binding; nuclear import signal receptor activity. Lineage: Eukaryota; Viridiplantae; Streptophyta; Magnoliopsida; Brassicales; Caricaceae. Gene Ontology annotation, cellular component: cytoplasm. The record is from RefSeq and is a predicted model, not a curated record.